Molecule: messenger RNA, 930 nt
Organism: Fibroporia radiculosa
Lineage: Eukaryota; Fungi; Basidiomycota; Agaricomycetes; Polyporales; Fibroporiaceae
Exons: 3
Coding region: 1-930 (309 amino acids)
Source: RefSeq, a predicted model, not a curated record
AUGAACGAUGCGGGGAACUUUGCGGACGCUUCUGGAGUGAUCAUUGGUGCGACGAUAUCGAGAUUGCCACAUUCGAGUCUGGCACCUAGCGGUUUAGUAGAACUGGAUCUAGCUGUUUCGGUAUUUCAAAAGGGUGCUUCGCAAUCUCUUCGCGCUAGGCAGGGGCUGCCGUAUCUGCUCAAGCUGAAGGAGCGGGCGAAUGAGGCAUUCCGGCUAUACCGCGACAAACGCACGAACCCAUCGGGUGAUUUCAAGCUGCAGCCACCUGAAGAAUAUUACUACAAGGACGCCCUGGCAAUCUUCGGUGGUCAGACGCGGAUCUUGCCAACCAAGUCCAAAUUCAAGUCGCGCAUGCAACGCACUUCUCAGCGUUCCCCAUCUCUGCCUCAAUCUCAAUCAAGCCCCCGCGAAUCAAGCUCAUCAAGUCAGCAUGCCCCAUCUCCUCCUUCGUCGUCGUCAUCAUGUCAAGUAUCUACGCCAAGUGAUAGCGAAGCAACCUCUACACCUCCCGAGCUUCACCCCUCGCUGAUGAUGUAUCUGUCACAAGUGCCGUCGCAGCCUCCGUUACAAACAGGGGACAUGACGCAACUGGGACUGGAGCAGAUGAUUCAAGCAUGCCCCCCACCAGUGAUGGAACACAUGUCCAUGCCUCUUCCCGUCCCACCUCAGCUAGACGAGCAACUUCCUCAUACGGAUCUGGACUUCCUUGGUAGCUUGCUCGGCAAUCCUCAAUAUCAACCACCACCGACAUUCGGACAAGACGUUAACAUGCAAAUGGUCUCCGGUGGGUUCGAUGUGCCCCCGUUUGCCAACGGGGAUGUCAUCAUGAGCGAUCAGUGGAUGUCGCUCAUGCAUGAAACUGGUAUGCUCGACGGGGUCGAUCAUUUUUCGCAGGAGACCGGAUUCCCAUCCGAGAUGUUCAACUUCUAG